Messenger RNA from Ilyonectria robusta, 1480 nucleotides. RefSeq lists its product as uncharacterized. The coding region runs from base 320 to 1480 and encodes 386 amino acids. The transcript has a single exon. The record is from RefSeq and is a predicted model, not a curated record. Lineage: Eukaryota; Fungi; Ascomycota; Sordariomycetes; Hypocreales; Nectriaceae.
GGGUAACACGUAGUUGAAAUACGUCCAUGUUUGUUUGGGAAGGCCGAGAAGGAUUCCAUAGCAACUUGCGUUGCCCUUUGCAGGUUCCGCCAUCAUUUCUGCAAGGGAAGGAACAAAAGAACAAGAACCAGCCCCUUGUAAUAUUAAGAGAUACUGCUGCCGGUUGUGGAUAUUGUUGGUGUCUUAUUAAACUUGGAUAUGCGCAGCGGUGGCCAGAUACGAGGACCAGAUUUCCGCUGCUGCCGAGAGAGGUGUGUGUUGUUCUUGCGGCAAAUUCGUCCCCAUUACAGACAUCUACCGGGCUGAGAACGGGGAUCCUAUGCUGCAGCCGUUAGAAGGUGCUCUCGAUAACUGCGGCCGGCACGGGAGCACCUGGGAUGUUUGCUCAUCAUACCACGCCGCACUUAGCCGGGAGACGAUCCCCAAGUUCUCAGCCAAGAAUCUUGUCAAUGUGACCCUGUGCCAGCACUACCCGUCUCCUCUGGAAGGUCUCACGCUGGCCGAAGAAUACCUCAUUGCAAAGUGCCAUCCUCUCGGAGUCAUCCUGAAAUUGCGGCCCGGUGGCCACUCGUCUCCGGUCAACUACCACGCACUGCGAGGCCAUUUCAUUGUCAUUCCGCAGGACCCGGAGCCACUGCUCCAGAUCCUACCCAGCCCAGAGUUGAGAUUGCACAACCUUAUUAGAGUUUUCUGGUUAGGGGGCCGACCCCCAGCGGACGCCGACCUCAACCAGUUCUUGCUUGUUCGGAAGAUGAAGGUUCUGGCUGCUCUGCAAUACCUCGUCCGGCAUAACUGUCUUUACGGCGACCUAACCAUUAACCAUGCGAUGAUAGAUGAGUGGAGCGAUGACUUCAUCCCAUCAGAGCUGCGGGAUAACAUCAUUUGUCUCGGUGAGUCCGAUCACCAUGAGCGUGAGGGAUACACAGUGAACCUGCAGGCGGGCAACUACGAGAAUGAUCUCCAAGCAGCACAAGAUGAAGGCUUUAAUAACUCCGAUGACGGUGGUCCUUUGAUGACCGGAUCCGUCUCCACGGACGUCAACGGAGAACGCCAGGACCCUAAUAUACGCACACUGGACACCUUGUUCAGCAUAGUCGCAAACCGACCAGCGGCACCGAGAGACCGCAACUCGGCUAGAAACGAGAUAGUAGAUAUGCCCCCACUCAAUCACCAAAGGGUGCCGGCAAUCUCUUACACAGUCCGUGGGCAGACAACGCUGGUAAACCACUGGACUGAUUCCCACUACUUUACCGCUGCGUUCCCAACUCUGUUUCCGACGGGUACUGGGGGCCAUCUAGACCAGCGUGCGGUCCCGGUAUCGCUCGAGGCUUUUGCUGAGUGGGCUUUGAGUCACCACAGCAGAAGGUAUGUUAUCUCUAAGAAGCAUCGCUUGUCCCUUCUAAUAGUUACAGGUUCGCACGGCACAGGACCUUCAUGUACCUAUUAUAUGACGUGUUACAGCUCCGGAAGUCGUCACUAG